This is a messenger RNA of Perca fluviatilis (European perch), 2921 nucleotides long. Its product is annotated as sphingosine 1-phosphate receptor 3. The transcript is spliced from 2 exons. Lineage: Eukaryota; Metazoa; Chordata; Actinopteri; Perciformes; Percidae. The coding region runs from base 259 to 1404 and encodes 381 amino acids. Gene Ontology annotation, molecular function: sphingosine-1-phosphate receptor activity. Gene Ontology annotation, cellular component: membrane. The record is from RefSeq and is a predicted model, not a curated record. Gene Ontology annotation, biological process: G protein-coupled receptor signaling pathway.
GAGUUUAGACUUUAGAGACCAGUAAAAGAUGAGGAGCUGCUCUCUUCCACUGAGCCGAGCGAGAACGAGUUUAAGUUCGACAUUAAAUCUGGGAAUCUGAGAAUCGACUACUCAGCAAUGAAAUGUAUGUCUUUCAGUGUGCGUUUCACUUUCAACUAAACCCUGACUGCGAGCAUCCCACGUUGAACACGUGGAUCUGCUGACACUGGACUCCUUGCUCACGUCUGACAUCCAGUGUCAGCAGCCGGUGCUUUGAAGAUGUUCAACCCUCAGAUAUACCUCCACUACAACUACACAGGCAAGCUGGACCACCGGCCCAGCGUUGGCACAAGCCCUGGCACAGUGGACACCAAAACCAUUGUGUUCCUUAUCAUAUGCAGCUUCAUCGUCCUGGAGAACCUCACCGUUCUGGUGGUCAUAUGGAGAAACCAAAGGUUCCACACCCGCAUGUACUUCUUCAUCGGCAACCUGGCGCUGUGCGACAUGCUGGCCGGAGUCGCUUACCUGGUCAACCUGCUCCUGUCAGGAGAGAAGACCCUGCAGCUCUCACCUGCUCUCUGGUUUGUCAGAGAGGGAAGCAUGUUUGUAGCACUUGGCGCCUCCAUUUUCAGUCUCCUGGCUAUUGCUAUUGAGCGACACCUCACUAUGAUCAAAAUGAGGCCUUAUGAUGCCAACAAGAACUACAGAGUGUUUCUGCUCAUAGGGACCUGCUGGCUGAUUGCUAUAUCUCUUGGAGCUUUGCCUAUUCUUGGCUGGAACUGCCUGGACAACCUCCCUGAUUGCUCCACAGUCCUCCCUCUCUACACCAAGAAAUAUGUAGCUUUCUGUAUCACAGUUUUCAUGGUUUUGCUCUUAGCCAUGUCAAUCCUUUAUGCCCGCAUAUACAUCCUGGUCAAGUCCAGCAGCCAAAAGGUAAGCAAGCACAGCAACUCUGAGCAUGCGAUGUCCCUGCUGCGCACUGUCAUCAUUGUAGUUGGGGUCUUCAUCGCCUGCUGGACACCAAUCUUUAUCCUGCUCCUGGUGGAUGUGGCAUGUGAGCAGCGUUGCCCUAUCCUCUACCAGGCUGACUGGUUCAUUGGCCUGGCUGUGCUCAACUCAGCCAUGAACCCGGUCAUUUACACUCUGGCCAGCCGCGAGAUGAGACGGGCCUUCCUAGGUCUGGUGUGUGGCGUUUGCUUUAGGGGGAAGGCUUCUGUGAAUGGCAGUGGGAACAGGCAGUCUCUGGAGCCCAGCCGCAGCAGGAGCAAGUCGUGGAGCAGCCAGAACAACCCCAACCAGAACCAGCAGAGCUCCAGACAGGCGGAGCUAGAAAAGGGGCAGGAGACGGACACUGCCCGUGGCGAGGUCUCAGUGGUGGCGGGAGGGGCUGCUCAGGCCGUAAUUGAGAUUGACAGAGGAGACUGAACAAAGGGAGCAAGAUGUGUACAGUAGGACAGUAAGGGUGGUCCUAAUGUGUAAGAUCAUGGGCUUGUGCAGUGGCCAGAAUUGGUGACGAAAAGGAAUAUGAGUUGUGAUUGAUUCAGAAUGAUGGAUUUCUUAGACUGCAGGGAAGUGGUUUCUCCUGUGUGCUUGAUAUUGAUUUAUCUGCAUCAUCCAUAAUUGGGAAGUGUAUUAAAAUGUCCACACUUGGCAUUAGACUGAUUAAUGUAUGAGGCCAAUAUGUUCAACGACACAAUCAACACCAUUUCUUUUGAAGUACAGGUCAUAUUUCAUCACUGUCCAGUGAGAACCACGUAUCUCCAACUUUGUUCAUUUAACAGUUGAACUGAAGGAUGAACUCUUUAUUGGUCGAGAAGAUAAACCAUCUAAAAAUCCGUUAUUAUGGAUUAUCUGGAGAAAAGAAAAUGCAUUGUCACAAAGCAGAAAACUGUUUUUCUUAGCUAAUGCAAAUUGGACAUUUUGGAGGUACAGGGUUUUUCGCAGGACAAUGACGAUUUGUUAAUGCAUGGUGCUCUUACGCUUGAAAGAAAAACAUUUACCUCCGUGGUUACAGAUGUGACCAGAUAUGACAAAAAAAAGAAGUGAAAAAUCACCUGGAAUGAAUUAAAGUGCAAUUAUAGUUCAGCAAAAAUAAUGAAGAAUGACUGUAGGCAAUGAUUAGUCUAAUGGCAAUGGAAGUUAUUUAUUAUUCUCAGUCUAGUCUGUAAUUUUGUAUUUACUCAGUAAUACUACAGUAUGCUGUGCAGUUACUGUAAUGAAAACUGCAUUAUAAAAUUGCAUAUGUGAUGUCAAUGAGAUAAAAAGCAAAAACCUGCUUAUAUAAGCAGCAUUGUGUUCAAACUGCUUCUGUUAUCACCAUACAAAGAAUUGAUGUGAUGCCGUUAAAUAUACGUAGUUUAAAGUGAUACCAGGGCUCCAUCUGCUGGUUAAUAAUGGUAGUUAUUAUCCUCAAUGUUGACUAGAUAUUUUCAUAAUAUGCUGCAUGUUCAGAAUCUUUUCAACCCUCAUUUUAGUACAAAAAUGAAGUUGUUGUGAGCGUCUGUGUUUCAUCUGAUUAUUCCAGAAGUCAACUCAAUCAUCUUUAGAAGCAUGAGGUCAGUAAACUGAAGGAAGAGGCAUGUGAAAUAGUUAUACUGACCUACAUGCAGCUAUUUGUAUGAUGCAAAAUAUUAGCUUUGACACAACAAACCUCAUGUUUCCAGUAGAGGGCAGUUCUGUCCUUGUUAUGUGCAGUGUCUUCCUGAUUCCUUUGAGAAAAUAACUUAAAGGUUCAUUCACUCAUUUACAAACACAUAUGUAUUAUGUACUCACUUAUUUGUUGUAGUAUCUAACCAUGCAUGUUUUUUUUUAUUUGUCCAGGCUUAGAGAUAUCCAUCUGUACAAUACAAUUAAUGGAUUUUUGUUUGUGUUGCUCACAACAUUGAAAAAAUACAUUUUAAAAUAUUAAACAGCAACAUCUUUUUUUCUCUCUCCAGAACAGC